AUGGCAACAUCGGCCAUCUUCGAGAAGCUGGUGCUACACGCGCCUCAUUGGUCUGGCAAACAAUUCUUGCCAGCCUUCAUUUAUGGGACAGCAUGGAAGAAGGAGUCCACCACCGAUCUUCUCUAUCAAGCCCUGAAUAAUGGAUUUACUGCCAUCGACACUGCCGCCCAACCCAAGCAUUAUAGAGAAGACCUUGUUGCUGCUGGAGUGUCGAGGGCGAUCAAGGAUGGCAAAAUCAAGCGAUCAGAGAUUUACUUACAAACCAAAUUCACCAGUGUUGCAGGUCAAGAUCCGGAAAAUAUGCCGUAUGACGAGAACAGUCCGCUUGUAGAGCAGGUGGCUGCUUCCGUCACGUCGUCGCUUCGCCACUUCAACUUUGCAAAUGUGGUCAAGGACGAUGAUUCGGCAGAGCCAUAUAUUGACACAUUAGUUCUUCAUUCAGCCCUGCAGUCGAUAAACGAGACAAUGGACGUGUGGCACGCCCUGGAGCAGUAUGUUCCAAAUAAAAUCAGGAACCUGGGCAUCUCAAACUGUAAUUUGUUCACCUUGAUGGAUGUCUAUGAGCGUUCGACAAUCAAGCCCAGUGUGGUACAAAAUCGAUUCUAUCCCAGCACCAAGUUCGACAUAGGGGUACGCAAAUUCUGUCAAGAGAAAAAUAUCAUCUAUCAGAGUUUCUGGACUUUGUCCGCCAAUCCACAACUCACUCGGUCCAGCGAGGUCGGGGCCUUAGCAAGUCAGCUUGACAUUAGCCCAGAGUCAGCCUUAUACUGUCUAGUGCUCGGGCUGGGUAAUGUGACCAUCCUGAACGGCACAAAGAGCCUUGAGCACAUGCAGGAGGACUGGAAGGCUGUACCAAAGGCCAAAGAGUUUGCAGAGUCCUACCCAGAACACUGGAAGAGCGCGAUGGCGAAAUUCAGAAAGCUCAUUGGACAGCCACAACCGUAA
Rhinocladiella mackenziei CBS 650.93 is the source of this 945-nucleotide messenger RNA. RefSeq lists its product as uncharacterized. Gene Ontology annotation, molecular function: aldose reductase (NADPH) activity. The record is from RefSeq and is a predicted model, not a curated record. Bases 1 to 945 code for a protein of 314 amino acids. The transcript has a single exon. Gene Ontology annotation, cellular component: cytosol. NCBI's taxonomy places the organism in Eukaryota, Fungi, Ascomycota, Eurotiomycetes, Chaetothyriales, Herpotrichiellaceae.